This is a messenger RNA of Limulus polyphemus (Atlantic horseshoe crab), 3584 nucleotides long. RefSeq names its product phosphatidylinositol 4,5-bisphosphate 3-kinase catalytic subunit alpha isoform-like. Gene Ontology annotation, molecular function: 1-phosphatidylinositol-4-phosphate 3-kinase activity; 1-phosphatidylinositol-3-kinase activity. Gene Ontology annotation, cellular component: phosphatidylinositol 3-kinase complex; plasma membrane; cytoplasm. The record is from RefSeq and is a predicted model, not a curated record. The coding region runs from base 326 to 3268 and encodes 980 amino acids. Lineage: Eukaryota; Metazoa; Arthropoda; Merostomata; Xiphosura; Limulidae. Gene Ontology annotation, biological process: phosphatidylinositol 3-kinase/protein kinase B signal transduction; phosphatidylinositol-mediated signaling; cell migration. The transcript has 18 exons.
UUUGUUAUUUUUUAAAGUAAUUUUAAUAUUAGCAUUACUAAUACUACGUCUAUGACUGAGUUGAGUAUUACUAAUGGGUAAUUCAAUCUAACGUAGAGUAACGUAACGGUUAGGGCGAGGACAGCGUCAUCGCACAGUGUUGUCAAUAAGGCGAAGAUGAGGAGAGGUAGCAGUUGUGAAGAUGUUGAGGCUUUACUAGGAAGUUAUAGAACAAAAACAUUAAAAUGAUGGAAAAAUAACCAUUAGCAGCAAAUACAUAAAUUCUCCAAAAGUUUUAUCCUCGUUUUAUAACUUAUCUAUGUAGCUAAGCUGCUACGUGCGGAAAAUGCCUCCAUCAUCAGGAGAAUUAUGGGGGCAUCAUUUGAUGCCUCCUACCAUUAUUGUAGAUUGUCUACUGCCCACAGGGAUAAUUAUUCCACUGCCUUGUGCUCGUGAUGCUACUUUAGAAACAGUCAAAGCUGACCUUUGGACAGAAGCAAGACAUUACCCUCUCUUCAGUCGUCUUGGUGAUUCUCUAUCGUACAUAUUUGUAUCAAUCACACAAGAUGCAGAACGAGAAGAAUUCUAUGAUGAAACUCGCCGUCUUUGUGAUCUGCGCUUGUUCCAACCUCUUCUUAAGGUUGUGGAGCCAAAAGGAAACAAGGAAGAAAAGAUGCUUAAUUCUGAAAUUGGUCUUGCUAUUGGAAUGCCUGUCCAUGAAUUUGAUGAAAUGAAAGACCCAGAAGUUAUUGAAUUUCGUCGUAACAUCAUCAAUAUGUGCAGGGAAAUCAUUGAAAGUAGAGAUUCUGGAUCAGAAGAUCUACUAGCAAUGUAUGUUCACCCUCCUGAUCUUGAAGGUGUCAGAGAACUUCCAGUUAAUUUGGAUGCAAAGCUUGAUAAAGGGUUACUGAUAGUCUGUGUAUGGGUGCUGUCGUAUGGUGGAGAGAAACAGAAAUACACUGUGAAAGUGCCAAAAGAUGCAUAUCCAGAAAGUAUUACACAGGAAGUCAUCAUGAAGACAUUAAAAUGUACAAAGCUGACUAGAGAAGAGCAAAGGCAACAAGCUCAAGAACACCAGAAAAAGUACUUACUGAAAGUCUGUGGGGUGGAUCAGUAUCUCCUGGGGAGGUAUCCCAUCACCCAGUACAAAAUCUAUGUGAAGACUGGUAUAUUCCAUGGUACUGAGCCGCUCUGUCCAACUCGCGAUACCCAGCAAGUAGUGUAUUCUAACCCAAAGUGGGAUGAAUGGUUGGAGUAUGACAUGUAUAUUCCAGAUAUUCCAUGUAGUGCUCGACUGUGUAUGUCUAUAUGCUCAGUUUCUCGUAGAAAACGGAAAGAGGAGCACUGUGCCUUGGCUUGGGGGAAUAUCAACUUGUUUGAUUUUAAAAAUCGCCUUUUGAGUGAGAGAGUUAGUAUUCACCUUUGGACAAUGCCAAAAGGAAUGGAUGAAUUACUGAAUCCUUUGGGGUCUUCUGGUUCUAAUCCAAAUAAAGACUCACCUUGUUUAGAGAUUGAGUUUGAUAGAUUCAGCAACACGGUGGUGUUUCCUAGUAUGGACCAGGUGGAAGAGUAUGCUAAGUUUGUUUCCAAACUUGACCGAAAUAAUGAUAUCCAGAAAGGAUCGAGUUUUACAAAAGUAUCCGAUUUUGGCACUGAUCUUAUAACUCAAGCUGACCAGGAACAACUAAAAGAUGUCAUACUCAGGGAUCCUCUAUCAGAAAUCUCAGAACAGGAAAAGGAGCUACUUUGGAAACUACGAAAUCAUUGUGCUACAGUACCUGAUUCACUGCCAAAGUUACUAGAUGCCGUUAAAUGGAAUAGUAGAGAUGAAGUUUCUCAGCUGUACGUAUUGUUGGAGGGCUGGUCUCAAGUGUCUCCUGAGACUGCCUUGGAACUACUUGAUUGUAAGUACGCUGACCGAGUUGUUCGUAUGUUUGCUGUUCAAUGGCUGGACAAGUCCUUGAGUGAUGAUUUUCUGUCCCAGUAUUUAUUGCAACUUGUACAGGUGUUGAAGUAUGAACCUUACCUUGAUGGUGAUUUAGCACGUUUCCUCUUAAAGAGAGCUCUAUUAAAUCGGAAGAUUGGACACUUUUUCUUUUGGCAUUUGAAAGCAGAAAUGUACAAUCCUUCAGUUGCUACCAAAUUUGGGUUGUUACUUGAAGCUUACUGUCGAGGUCUCGGAUCUCACCUGAAAACGGUGGUUAAACAGGUAGAAGCUUUGGAAAAGCUGACCAAGCUGACUGACACACUCAAAGAAAAAAAGGAUGACACACAAAAGGAGCGUCUAAAGUUUUUAUAUGAGCAAGUUAAACAAAACGAUUACCUGGAAGCUCUUCAAAAUUUUCCCUCACCUCUUAACAGCAGUAGGAUGUUAGGAAAGCUUAUUGUGGAAGAAUGCAAAAUUCUGGAUUCUGCUAAGAAACCCUUGUGGCUUGUCUGGCAGAAUCCUGACCCCAUGUCGGAAUGCAUGUUCAAGAUUAAUUCCAUUAUCUUUAAGAAUGGUGAUGAUCUGCGUCAGGACAUGUUGACAUUACAGGUCAUUUACAUCAUGGACAGUAUAUGGCAAAAUGAAGGGUUAGAUCUAAGGAUGCUUCCGUAUGCCUGUCUGGCUACCGGGAAACAAGUGGGUAUGAUUGAAGUGGUACGGAAUGCCAAAACAGUAAUGAACAUCCAGAGGAAAGGUGGUCGAAUGGCAGCUUUCCAAGUAGAUUCCACACAACUUCACAAGUGGAUCAAAGAUAAAAACAAAGGAAAUAUGUAUGAACAAGCUAUUGAAACUUUCACAUGUUCCUGUGCUGGAUAUUGUGUAGCCACAUUCAUCUUGGGAAUUGGAGAUCGUAACCCUGACAAUAUCAUGGUUAAUGAAGAUGGACAGAUUUUUCACAUUGAUUUUGGACACUUUCUGGGCCACUUCAAAAAGAAGUUUGGUAUUAACAGAGAGAGAGUACCAUUCGUGUUGACAGAAGACUUUUUAUACGUCAUUGCUAAAGGGGCUGAAAAUCCCAAAAAAAGCAAAGAGUUUCAAGCAUUUCAACAGUUGUGUGGUAAAGCCUAUCUUGUAUUACGUCGUCAUGCCAACCUACUUAUCACACUUUUCACAAUGAUGUUGUCAACAGGAAUCCCAGAACUACAGUCAAUUGAUGACAUUGGUUACUUAAGAAAGACUUUACAGGUUGAGAAGACAGAGGAAGAAGCACUCCAGUAUUUUCAGAACCAGUUCUUUGAGGCUUAUGGUGGUGCUUGGACUACAAAGUUAGACUGGUUUUUCCACAGUGUCAAACACCUGUGACCUCCAACCAGACUUAGUGUUACUUAUUUCAUAAGCUUAAAACAUAAUGUUCAUGUGAUACAUGAAUCAUAACAUUAGACAGCCUUGUUAUCUCUAGGCUUAACAGUUUCCAGAUUUUCAUAAAACCAAGCUUAUGAACUCUUGAUGUUUUUAUUGAGACAAAUCCCCAAUUGGAAUAAAAUGUUUUUAGUUACAAAAAAAAUUAGACUUGUACAGCUUCAGCUACUAGAUGAUAUAUAUAUAAACAGAUUCAGCUGCUAGAUUAUGUAUAAUAUACAUAUAUAUAUAUAUAGCUUCAGCUGCUAGAUGAUAUAUA